Molecule: messenger RNA, 797 nt
Organism: Dioscorea cayenensis subsp. rotundata (Guinea yam)
Lineage: Eukaryota; Viridiplantae; Streptophyta; Magnoliopsida; Dioscoreales; Dioscoreaceae
Product: CASP-like protein 4B4
Exons: 3
Source: RefSeq, a predicted model, not a curated record
UCCCUCGCGCGCAAGCAAACCAACGAUACAACCAACACCUCCUCCGAUCCAAAUGGCCUCGCUCCCCGAUCCCAAGCCCCCUCCUUCCGGCGCCGCCGACCUCGAGAACCCCGUCGCCGACCCCGCGAACCAUCAUCUGCCGACCCCGCUGUGACUUCCGUUGUUCGCCGGUGGAGACGUGAGGAUCUCACCGAGAAGGCUGGAUUGAUCCUUAGAGGCUUGGGAACCCUCUUCUCUGUCCUCGCUUUCGUCGUCAUGGCUUCCAACAAGCAUGGUGACUGGCAGGACUUCGAUAAAUACGAAGAGUAUAGGUAUUUGGUGGCUAUCUCGGUGCUUGCGUUUCUCUAUUCCGCUGCUCAGUUGGGGCGGCAAGUGCACCGGUUUAGUUCCGGCAAGGACUUGUUGUCGCCGAGAACUUCGGUGUUCGUGGAUUUUGGUGGUGAUCAGAUCAUCGCUUACUUGCUAAUCUCGGCAACAUCAGCUGCAAUACCGAUGACAAACCGAAUGCGACAAGGAGCUGAUAACCUCUUCACAGAUGCAUCAUCAGCUGCCAUUAGCAUGGCCUUCUUUGCAUUCGUUGCACUUGCUCUAUCAGCCAUGCUAUCUGGAUAUAAACUCUCUAAGCAAACUUACAUAUAAAGAUAUCAUCCAUUGUUUCUUCUUCUUCUUUGUGUUUGCAUUUUUCCAUUCCAUAUGUUGAUUUGAUUUUAUUGUUAUCAAUUAUUUUGUUGUGUUGUUGUAUAUCCAUAGAUUUGUCUAUUACUUCAUCUUGUUGUAAAACAUUUAUUAAAUUAAAU